AUUAUUAAACUGUAAGUAUAAUUGUUUUCAUGUUAUUUAUAUUAUGUAUCUAAGCAGAAAAAAUCAUAGCAUUAAAGAUUAACGGCAAAAUUUUGAAUCAAACAAUCCGCGAAAAGGACAAAUAUACUUUAUAACAAAACAAAAUGGCCCCUAAGCAGAGAAUGCGUAUCGCCAACGAGAUCGCCAGUAAAAACAUCACAAUGAGGGGGAAUGUACCCAAAACUACUAAGGAAAAAGAAGACCAAUAUCCUGUGGCACCCUGGCUCCUUGCUCUCUUCAUCUUCGUAGUGUGUGGCUCUGCUGUGUUCCAGAUAAUCCAAUCAAUAAGACUAGCUUAAAUCACGAAGACAACUGGAGAACUGCUAUCGAAAACACAAUAAAAUAACAACACUAUCCAUCUAAAGUUAAGGCACAAUUUACACCAGCAUCUCUUCAUCGACAUGAGAGAGAGUGUUUUCGGAGGCGGCCAUUAGUACCUUUAACUGUGCAAUCGUGGCUUGAUGUCUCUUUCACACUUACAGGGUUAAAACGGGACGCCGAUACAUAAGGUUAUUAGGGACGUUGAGGUAUCGGUUGUAGAAUUUUCGAUGAAUUUUUGUCUCUUUUUCAAUAUAAUUUUUAAAGACAACUCAAGCCACAAAUUCCAUUAAAAUGUAAUGAAUAAAGUAAUCGUUUUUUUUUAUUUGAAUAUUUUUUCUAUUUUCUCAUAAUUAUGUGUGCGACUGAGUGAAUUUCAUAGAUGACCAGGGAAAUCCAGUUCAUAAUCCCAAAAUGUCAAUGUUUCCAUAUAUUCUUGUAUAAUGUAAAAUAAUUAAUAUUUAAGAGCAUUUAAUAAAUGUCAAAAAAAAUUCAUUCCCUUAAUCGAUUGUAGAUUUGAAAAAAAAAACGCACAAUGUCCAUAAUCUAUGGUCACUGGUGUAUUUUAAAUGAUUAAAAUGAAAUUAUUCAUUUUCACGUCACUAACGAAAUAGUAGAUCAUAUUUUGUUUUGUUUAAUUUUAAUAAUGUAAUUUAUUUGAAUGAAAUACAGUAUAUUUGUCAAAUUA
Messenger RNA from Bombyx mori (domestic silkworm), 1045 nucleotides. RefSeq names its product ribosome-associated membrane protein 4. Gene Ontology annotation, cellular component: endoplasmic reticulum. Gene Ontology annotation, biological process: endoplasmic reticulum unfolded protein response. The record is from RefSeq and is a predicted model, not a curated record. The transcript is spliced from 3 exons. Bases 144 to 338 code for a protein of 64 amino acids. Lineage: Eukaryota; Metazoa; Arthropoda; Insecta; Lepidoptera; Bombycidae.